Messenger RNA from Plasmodium malariae, 1371 nucleotides. RefSeq names its product TatD-like deoxyribonuclease, putative (gene TatD). Gene Ontology annotation, cellular component: cytosol. NCBI's taxonomy places the organism in Eukaryota, Apicomplexa, Aconoidasida, Haemosporida, Plasmodiidae. The transcript has 5 exons. Gene Ontology annotation, molecular function: 3'-5'-DNA exonuclease activity. The coding region runs from base 1 to 1371 and encodes 456 amino acids. The record is from RefSeq and is a predicted model, not a curated record.
AUGAAAUUCACUUUUUUUCUAAUUAAAUUCAUUGUUCUUAUAUUGUGUAUAUAUAAGUUUUUUUUAAAAGCUAAUAUUGUAAAAAUAUUUAAAAAUAUAAGAUACUUCAUAUUCGUUAAUAACGGUAGUGUUUUUAACAUAGUAAAAAAAAUUAACUUGAAAAAGUGUAAUAAGAAUAUAAAGAAUAUGGAUACACAGGAAAAUUUAUUUAUCGAUAUUGGAUCAAAUUUAACGGAUAAAAUGUUUGAUGGAAUCUACAAUAAGAAAAAGCAUGAAAAUGAUUUAAAAUAUGUUUUGAAUAGGGCAAAGAAUAACAACGUUGAGAAAAUUAUAAUAACAUGUACCUGCCUGGAAGACAUUGAUAAAUCUCUAGAAAUUUGUGAAACAUACGAUCCUGAGGGCAAAUUUCUUUUUUUAACUGCUGGUGUACACCCAACAAAUUGCUUUGAAUUUAUUGAAAAAAAAACUAGUGAAGAAAAAGACAUACUGGCAAAAAAAGAAUUUGAAAACUUUAUAAAAUAUUUUAAAAAUGAAAAAAACAUAAUGAACGAAAAUUCAAAGUAUGGCUCUUCUGCCGAUAGCAAGGAUAAUAAUGCAAAAUUAGAAUGUGCUAAAAUAUGCCAGGAAAAACAGUGCCCUGACGAUACGCUAAAAGACACCUUCAUAAUUCCAGGUUUUGUUUAUAAUGAAAAAGAUCAGUAUUAUUUAGAGAAAUUAAAAAAAAAAAUAGAAAAUCAUGGCGACAGAAUUGUGUGUAUUGGCGAAAUAGGAUUAGAUUUCGAUAGAUUAUUUUUUUGCCCUAAAUAUAUACAAAUUAAAUAUUUUAUAUAUCAAUUAAAAUUAGUUGAAAUAUUUAAAUUGCCCAUUUUUUUACAUAUGAGAAACUGUUCUGAUAUAUUUUUUGAAAUUUUGGAAAAAUACAAAUCAUUAAUUGAAGAUGUUGGAGCAGUUAUUCAUAGUUUUACGGAUAAGGAAGAGAUAAUUGAAAAAAUAAGUAAUUACAAAAAUUUAUAUAUAGGGGUAAAUGGUUGUUCUUUAAAAACAAUUGAGAAUAUAAAUGCAGUUAAAAAAAUACCCUUAAAUCUUUUAUUAUUAGAAACAGAUGCGCCAUGGUGUUCAAUAAAAAAAACACACGCAUCGUAUCACUUCAUUAAAGACAAAUAUGAAAAAAGAAAUUACAUAAACUUGAAAAAAAUAAGAAACGUAAUUCAGUGCGAUGAUACAACUAUAUUCAGGGAGCGAAAUGAGCCUUAUAAUAUUGUAGAUAUAGCAGAAUUAACAUAUAAAAUAAAGGGGCCCAAUAUUCCUUUCGAUGAAUUUUGCAAGAAAGUUAGAUGUAACACACUGAAUUUGUUCAAGAAGCUAAGGUAG